CUCCGCGUCGCCUGCGCUCCGAGCGCGCCAUGAGCCGCGGCCGCUCCUCCGGCUCCAGGCGCCUGGACCCGGCCGGCCACGCCGCCCGCAGCGCCUCGUCGCCCGCGCCCGAGGAAAUUUACGACCGUCUCUUGGAAGUCCCGGUCACUAGGGAGCAGUUACACCACUAUCGGAAUGUGGCCGAAAGUGCUCGAAGUGACCUUGCUGCAACUUUGGUCAAAUUUGAAUGUGCUCAGUCUGAGCUUCGAGAUCUCCGAUCCAAGAUGCUUUCGAAAGAAGCCUCCUGUCAAGAGUUGAAAGCUGAAAUGGAGAAUUACAAAGAAAAUAAUGCUAGAAAAUCAUCUCUCCUCACCUCUCUGAGACACAGAGUUCAGGAGCUGGAAGAAGAAUCAGCAGCACUUGCCACUUCUAAAAUUAGAACCGAAAUCACAGCUCACACCGCAAUCAAGGAGAACCAGGAGUUGAAGAAGAAAGUUGCGGAACUAGAUGAGAACUUACAAAAGUGUUCAAAGGAAAAUGAGGAGAAUAAGAAGCAAGUGUCAAAGAAUUGCAGGAGACAUGAAGAAUUUCUAGCUCAACUUUGUGACUGCUUAGAUCCGGACAAGAAGAAUGAAAAGGCGUCAGAUGAAGAUUUAAUUCUAAAGCUUAGAGAACUGUGCAAGGAAAAUGCAUUCGUAAAAGGACAAAUCGUUACUCUUGAAGAGACUGUAAAUGUCCAUGAGAUGGAAGCAAAAGCUAGCAGAGAAACCAUCAUGAGGCUGGUUUCAGAAGUAAACAGAGCGCAGAAAAAAGCUGCCUCCUGCACUGAAGAGAAAGACAAGCUGGGCCAGGACCUGCUCAGUGCUGUAGAGACAAAGGAGGCUCUUGAAAGGGAAGUCAAGCUCUUCCAAGAAAGGCUGCUUGCUGGCCAGCGGGUCUGGGAUGCCUCGAAGCAGGAACUGAGCCUCUUGAAGAAAAGCUCUUGCGAGUUGCAGAAGAGCUUGGAGGCCAGCCGGGAUGCGAUGGCAGCCUCGAGAAACCAGCACUCCUCGUUUAGGGAGAAAGUCGCAGCGCUGCUCGGGGGCAACUGGGGCACGGUUGUGCCCAUGGAACAUGCUAUUUUGGAAAGGAUCCGAGAAAUGACCAGCCAGGGAGAGAGCAGGAAAAGUAUGGUCUCCCAGCUUGAAGCCCGAAUAUCUGAGCUUGUUGAACAGUUGGGAAAUGAGUCUGGGUUUCACCAGAAAGCUCUUCAGAGGGCCCAGAAAGCAGAAAGCAAGUUGGAGACUCUUCAGGGUCAGCUGACAUACCUGGAGGGAGAGCUGGCUUCUGGAGAUGUUUUGCGAGAUAACUUGAAUUUUGAGAAACAAAAAUAUCUUAAAUUUCUGGAUCAGCUCUCAGAGAAAAUGAAACUGGACCAGAUGGCUGCUGAACUUGGCUUUGACAUGCGCUUGGAUGUAGUCUUAGCUCGCACAGAGCAGCUGGUCCGCCUCGAGAGCAACGCAGUCAUUGAAAACAAGACUAUCGCUCACAAUUUACAGAGAAAGCUCAAGACUCAGAAAGAAAGACUGGAGAGCAAAGAACUGCAUGUGAACCUUCUCCGGCAGAAAAUUGCCCAGUUGGAGCAGGAGAAGCAGGUGCGUUCGGCCUUGGCGGUAGAGAGGGACGAGGCCAAUCUCACCCUAAGGAAGUUGCAAAAGAAGGUGGAGAGGCUGCAGAAGGAGUUGAGUGUGUGUCGAGAAUCGAACACGGAGCUCAAAGCCCAGCUGGCUGACACCCAUGAGCUUAAGAUUAAAACUUUGGAACAGACCAAAGCCAUUGAAGACCUAAACAAAUCCAGAGACAAACUUGAGAAGAUGAAGGAGAAAGCUGAGAAAAAACUAAUGUCUGUCAAGUCAGAACUGGAUUCUACAGAGCAUGAGGCUAAGGAGGAUAAAGAGAGAGCCAGGAACACGAUAGAAGUGGUAACCAGUGAAAUGAAGACACUAAAAAAAUCUCUGGAAGAAGCAGAAAAGAGAGAAAAGCAGCUGGUGGACUUCAGGGAAGUGGUUUCCCAGAUGCUGGGCUUGAACAUGACCAGUCUUGCACUUCCCGACUAUGAAAUCAUCAAAUGUCUUGAAAGACUGAUCCAUUUACAUCAGCAUCACUUUGUCACCUGUGCCUGCCUCAAAGAUGUGACGCUUGGGUGAGACAGGCACCCACAAAGCCACUUAAAACUCCUUCAUUGAAUACCAUGUCUCUUGAAGGAGGUAGAGCUAAGUGAUGGCACACAAUUCUCGAUUUCACGAAUUCCCGAAACCUUUGAAAUUUGAUCAGUAUGCGAAUACCAUAUACUUUGAUGAUAGAGCGAGGAUCCGUCAUUUGCAAAAAAAGGAUCUCAGAGGUGCCAGCUGUAGGGAAAUGUCUGAUGCUAAAAACACCUAUUGUUUUAUUUGCUAGCACUUUGGGACCCAGAAGAGUUCCAGUAGAUUGUAAACCUAGAAUGGGCAAUGGUGGUAGGGAAUUUACAUUUAUGGGAUUCCUUUUAUGACUUGGGGGCUUUCCUACCCAAUUUAAUUCUCAUAAUAGCCAUGUGGAGAAGGUUUAGUGUUUGAUUUUACAACCUCUCUGGGGCUCAGAGAGGGUGUUACCUACCCAAGAUUGCAAUUGGUUAGCAAUUGAACCAGAAGUCUUACCAUGCUGGCUCUGGGUCAAAGGCUGUACCUUCUCUGUUACAUCGCACUCCUCCCGAUUCCCCUGAAUUCCUGUGAUCCUGGUGAAAAUUGCCCCCAUAAAGAAAGGCAGACAUUCAUAGAAUCAAGAAUUGAAGCCCCCAAAGUAACAGAUUUAUGAAUGUUACCCAUAUGAUUUCUUUAAAAGGCAAUAUACCAAAUUAUUUGGUAAAACAUACAUAGGGUCUGAGGUCUUGGAAGAAAUUUACCUGUUUUAUUUAAAAAAAAAAUUUUUUUUUUAAACAUUUUUAUUUGUUCUUGAGACAGAGAGAGACAGAGCAUGAAUGGGGGAGGGGCAGAGAGAGAAGGAGACACAGAAUUGGAAGCAGGCUCCAGGCCCUGAGCCAUCAGCCCAGAGCCCAACGCGGGUCUCAAACUCACGGACCCUGAGAUCGUGACCUGAGCCGAAGUCGGACGCUCAACCGACUGAGCCACCCAGGCGCCCCGAAAUUUACAUGUUUUAAAUGUGGCUGCCAGAUCACAUUUGGUGGCAAUUUUUCAUGUUGGAGCAGGGUUGAUCUCAGUCCUUGAGAAGUCAAACCUUUAAUGUGAAACCUGUCACAUGAAAUCCUGUACAGUUUUAUUCACCAGUUUAUCAGAUGCACUGACAGCAGGGGUACUUUUUUCAGAUUGGGAUUUUAUUAUGACUUUCUGUCAUUUUCUGCCUUCUUUUUAAAUGUGUAUUUCACAGAUAUUUUUCAGGAAGCCAUAUUCUUAACUUUAUUGAGAGAAACUUUUACUUUUUUGGUCGAUUACCUUAUUUUUGCCAUAUGUAAUUUUCUAAACAGUUUCUGAAAAAAGUGUUGGUGUCUAAUUAAAGGAGAGGGGAAAAACAGAUUACAUCCGAACAUUAAGAGAAAAAGCAUAUUCUGCGGGGCACAUGGGUAGCUUAGUUGGUUAAGCCUCUGACUCUUGAGUUUGGCUCAGGCCAUGAUCUCACAGUUCCUGAGAUCGAGCCCCAAGUCAGGCUCUGCGCUGACAGCAAGGAGCCUGUUUGGGAUUCUUGCUCUCCCUCCCUCUCUCUCCCUCUCCCUGGCUCAUGCGUAUGCAUGCUCUCUUACUCUCAAAAUAAAUAAACUUUAGAAAAAGAGAGAAAAAGCAAAUUCUAGAGGAAAGGAAAUGAGUUUGACACUUAUUGAUGACAGAUCACACAGAGGAAGAGGAAGCAACGAUGUCCUCUGGGAGAUGGGUCAUGGUCGCCUGGCUUUCUCCCUUGUGUGCAACGAUAGUAUAAAGUACCUUUUGCAACUGAAUAAACACACCUUCACAGCCCUGACUGAGGACAUGAGCUAGGUCUGCAACAGGCUGGAGAGGCAGAAUUGUAUUUUCCCCGCAGAAGUCAUCUCUGAAGAUCCCCUCACAUGCUCCAUGGAGACAGUGGCUGCUGUUCUGGACCCAUACACACUCAGACUGAAGGAGGCAACCUUACUGUCUGGGUCUCUGGAGGACUGAAUUGCUGAGUGGCUUUGCUUCAGCCAUGCCAUAGAAAGGUGGGGGGUGUUCAGAGAUGGAGGGAUUGUUUUUAUACCCCUGUUUUAUAUCUCUGUUCUCAUUUUCCAAAUACAGUCUUUAACGAA
This is a messenger RNA of Acinonyx jubatus (cheetah), 4264 nucleotides long. It is a transcript of the gene CCDC170, whose product is annotated as coiled-coil domain containing 170. The transcript is spliced from 11 exons. Gene Ontology annotation, cellular component: Golgi apparatus. NCBI's taxonomy places the organism in Eukaryota, Metazoa, Chordata, Mammalia, Carnivora, Felidae. Gene Ontology annotation, biological process: microtubule cytoskeleton organization. Gene Ontology annotation, molecular function: microtubule binding. The record is from RefSeq and is a predicted model, not a curated record. Bases 30 to 2165 code for a protein of 711 amino acids.